AUGUCUGGUCUCACAAUAAUAUGUCCAAAUGCAAGAAGAGUUCAGGUUAAAACGACCCCAAUGAUGCUGAUUCGACAGGUUCUCGAAGACGCUUGUCUAAAAUCGGGAUUUGAAGUCGGAAAACAUCAAUUGCAAACUCAAAAUAAGAAACCAGUUGAUUUAUCGCUUCCAUUUCGAUUGAGUGGAAUUUCGAAUAAUGCAACACUUGAAAUGAUUGAAAAAGUUGGAAAUUCUUCUGGUAAUUCUGGAAUCGUUGAACUCGCUAUACAGGUUGGUUUUUUUUAUUUUUGAAAAUACAAACAUAAUUUUGGAAAAAAAAAUUUUAUUGAUUUUUUCUAAAAAAAAAUUCACUGUUUCAAAAUAGCCUUUAAUUUUUUAUUUUUCCGAAAUUAUUUGAUCGACAUUCGAUUGGGCUUUUAAAUUUUCAUGAGAUAAAAAAGCUGAACCAACAAUAAUAAUAAGGCGAUGUUGCAGAUGAGUUUCUCCUCCGAGGAGAAAUGAGGAGAAAUGGGGCGAAAUUCGAAAAAUACAUUGUUUCGCCUCCACGUGCAACACAUUUCUCCUCUUUCUCCUCAAUUAGCUCGGGGGAGAAACUAAUCUGCAUCAUCGCCUAAGAGUCAUCUGAUUUUUUCAUUAGAUUCCAUCGGGUGCUCGACAUCAGAAAAAAGUAAGAUCGAGUCAGACACUUUUUGAAGUUCUUCAAGAAUUCAGCACGGAAUUUGGAGAAAACUUGGCAGCUGAAAAUGAUAAUAAUGUUCCAUGCAUUGUUUAUAUGAACAAAAGAUAUUGUGGAAAACAUGAAUUGGUUUCGAAUUCAUUGGAGAGUUUGGGAGUUUCGAAUGGAAAAUGUUUAGUGAGGUAAGCUUAACUUAUUUUUUCUGAAAAAAAAGACAUUAAAAAAAAGGGAUUUUUAGAUACAGUAGAGCGGAACUAAGUGCUGAAGAAAUUAAACAAAUUCGCGAGAAACAUGAACAUGAAGAACAACAAAAACAAUUAGCUGCUAAUAAAUUUCAAAAAUUGAAAGCUGAAAAUGAAGAAAGAGCUAGAAUUGAGAAACAAAGACAAGAGGCAUUUGAGAAGGAAAAAGAGGAAAGAGAAAAACGGGAAAAUGAACAGAAACAAUCAUAUUUGCCAGUUGAAGAUAAUCGAAUGGAAAUUGAAGAAGUUCCUAGUGGAAAUAAUCGAGAUAUUCUCGGAGAAAUUCCACAACAAAGAGAUAAUGAUUGGAGUUUUGAUGGACAUGUUUUUGGACAAAGAAAUCAAACAAAUACAAUGAGAUUAGAAGAAUUGAAUCAAUUAUUGGAAAGAGUUAAUUCACAGAGUUCAAAUGAUGAUAGUCGAAUUGAUGCAAUGGUAAAUGCACUUGCUGAUGGUGGAAGAAUAUCUUUGAAUGAAAUGAGACAAAGAGCUGAAAUUCAAAAUAUUGAACAACAACAACCUGAAAUAUUUGCUGAACCUUGUGAUAGAAAACCAGUUUUAUUCAGAAAAAUUGCGCCAAAAACUGAUAAUGUUGAAGCAAUGGAGAUUUCUGAUGAAUUUUUUGAAGUUAAAGUGGAAGAUGUGAAAGCAAUGCAAAGAGAUUUGAGAAAAACUGUGUAAGAUUCACGAAAAUAUUUUUUUUCAAAAUAAUUUAAUUUUUUCAGAAAAGAACAAACACAAUCCGGAUUUAUGUCCAAAACUUUUCUCUCGAACAAGAAUCGAAGUUUAAAAUUAGCCGCUUAUAAACAUUGUGUUAUUCGAAUUCAAAUCGGCGAAGAUAUUCUUCAAUUAUGCUUCAAAAGUGCUGAGAAAAGUGAGUUGUUAUCAACAGGAAAUUUCGAAAAUAAAUAAUUUCAGGUAAAAAUCUGGAGACUUAUUUGAAAACAAUCAUUUUGAACAAACAAGUGAAUUUGAAAUUAUUCUUCACAAAUCAGAAAGUUGUUUUGGAUGAGAUGAAAAAUUUCGUAGAUCUUGAAAUCGCCCCAAAGGCUAAUUUGGUUGCUAGAUUGGGAAUUGAUAAUGUGUCAGCACAACAAUUGAUUUCGCAAGAAAUCUCUCGUGUUUCGUCAGAAGAAGCGGAUGAGAUUUCGAAAAUUUGGUUGAGUUCGAAUACACAAUUUGUACCAUUCAAUACAAUUGUUGAACAAGAAAGAAAUAAUAAAAGAGAAUCAACUACAAUCAGACCUGGAAGUUCGCCACCUGCAAAAGCUGCAUUGCCAAAAUGGAUGAACCAAGGAAGAAAAUAA
Caenorhabditis angaria is the source of this 2225-nucleotide messenger RNA. NCBI's taxonomy places the organism in Eukaryota, Metazoa, Nematoda, Chromadorea, Rhabditida, Rhabditidae. The record is from the annotation of a GenBank genome assembly.